Messenger RNA from Pimephales promelas (fathead minnow), 1873 nucleotides. The record is from RefSeq and is a predicted model, not a curated record. NCBI's taxonomy places the organism in Eukaryota, Metazoa, Chordata, Actinopteri, Cypriniformes, Leuciscidae.
AUAAGAGAGCGCCCAUGUGUGUGCUCAUCAGAAAUCUAGCGUCUGACGACUGAACAGAUGGAUGGAGGUGCUGCUGUUUCUAAACCUUAUUUGACAUCCAUUUUUUUGUGCCGACCACGUUGCUGAGAACUUCUGGUGGAUUUCUUGAGAACAGAAACCGCAUAGAUGGCAAACAUGGCCUCAGCCUCAUCCAGCAGCGAAAGUGAGUCGCAAAGUGUGCUUUCCUGGGAGCAAGUGAGCCGCUUGAACGAUGUGCUGACAGAGGUUGUGCCCGUCCACGGACGUGGCAACUUUCCCACCCUGGAGGUCCGGCUAAAGGAUAUCAUACAGAUGGUGAGAAGCCGUCUGGAGCUGAGUGGUAUUACAGUCAAAGAUGUGCGUCUGAACGAUCCACUGCUAGCCAUGUACUGGUAAGACAUAGGCUGGAGCUACAAAGACCUGGACAUCAUCUUCAGGGUAGACCUUCCUCGGGAAGAGGAGUUCCAGCUCAUCAAAGAUGUGGUUCUAAGCACUUUGUUAGACUUUCUGCCUGAGGGGGUGAACAAAGAGAAGAUCACUCCUAUGACUCUGAAAGAGGCCUACGUCCAGAAGCUGGUCAAAGUCUACACUGAGCAGGACCGCUGGUCCCUCAUCUCUCUGUCCAAUAACAAUGGCCGCAAUGUGGAACUUAAGUUUGUGGAUUCAAUCCGGAGACAGUUCGAGUUCAGCGUGGACUCCUUCCAGAUCAUUUUGGACUCUGUGCUGUCGUACUAUGACUUUUCAGAAAACGCCAUGUCUCGGCACUUCCAUCCUACCGUGGUCGGGGAGAGCGUGUACGGUGACUUCGCCAUGGCUCUGGACCACCUCAGGAACAAAAAGAUUGCCACCAAACGGCCAGAGGAGAUCCGUGGAGGUGGUUUGCUCAAAUACUGCAACCUCCUGGUGAGGGAUUUUAGGCCCACGGACGAAGACGAGUUUAAGGCCCUGGAGCGCUAUAUGUGCUCCCGUUUCUUCAUUGACUUUCCUGACAUUGGUGAGCAACAGCGCAAACUGGAGGCUUAUUUGCAAAGCCACUUUGUCGGUGAGGAGAAGAACAAGUACAACUACCUCAUGAUCCUGCGGCGGGUUGUGAACGAGAGCACAGUGUGUCUCAUGGGACACGAGAGGCGCCAGACGCUCAACCUCAUCUCACUGACGGCGUUUCGGGUGCUCGCCGAGCAGAAUGCUAUACCUGAUGCGUCCAACGUCACCUGUUACUACCAGCCGGCUCCGUACGUCAGAGACCUGAACUUCAACGACUACUAUGUGGCCUCUUGUAACCAGUCCAUUCCAACUUGGUUGCCUUGUAACUAAGACAAAUGAUUCUUGUUCAACAACAAAAUCCAUGAGUUGGCUAGAAAAGCUGGAUUUUUGGCCAUAAGGGAUGUUUCCCUCUGUAGGCAUAAAGGACUUUAAAAUGACAAGUGUUUCCUUUCCUUUUCUUUUUUUUUUCCUUUCUUUUAAUUCCUUCUCCGCAGAGGUGCCAAGAUGUUUUUGAUUCAAAGUGAUAUAUUUUAGCGAAUGAAUUAAACUUUUUUUUUUUUUCUUCCCCCUUAAUAUUCUAAAGUUUCAGAUUUGUUUGCUCUCAUCGCUGUCCUUGCUCUGAGAGAUUUUUUUUUUUCCAUGUUGAAAAGAAACAAUUCCCACAGUGCCUUAAUAUAUUGUUACCUCUAAAAAUGAAGGAAAUGCACAUUGGGACACAAUUAUAUUUUUCCUGUGAUACAAAAUAAAGGCCAAAAAAAUUAAAAAUGUUCUUAGAAAUUGAGAGAGAAAAAAAAAUAAAAAAAUUGAGAGAAAAAAAAAUAUAUGAAAAAUGUGAGCACAGGUGAAAUAGGUAUUUUAGGUCUCAAGUUAU